Molecule: messenger RNA, 1710 nt
Organism: Lachancea mirantina
Lineage: Eukaryota; Fungi; Ascomycota; Saccharomycetes; Saccharomycetales; Saccharomycetaceae
Source: the annotation of a GenBank genome assembly
AUGGUGGCUUCGAGUAACAACUUGCGGAAGAGGAAGCGCAGUUUAGCUGUUCAGCGCAGCCCAGAUAUUGCCGAUGAAGAAAUAACGGAACCUUCAUCAAACGAGGAAAACGAUAACGAAAGUUAUUCAGGUGAAGGAGAGGAGGAAGAAAUCCUAGAGUCUGACGAAGAGUUUGCUGCCGAGUCGGCUACUGACAAAAGAAGACGUUUGGCGAAACAAUAUUUGGAGAACCUGAAGGAGGAUGCCAAUGAAAUCGUCACGGGACUGGAAUAUAAGAAAGCUACCAAAGAAACUCUAGAUGAGUUCAACAACUUCGAUGCCAAAGAUCUUGAUAGGGAUAUUAUUGCGUCAAGAUUACGGCUGGAUGUUGCUGAACAACAGGGUCGUGUUUAUCGAUUCAUUGGUGAGAAACUGCUGAUAUCUGAAGCCAAAACGUCUUUCACGAGAGUUGGUGAAAAGAACAUCACCGGACUCAGCUGUUAUCAGCCCGAGAUCAACAAAUUCAGCCUCGAAACCAAAAGCAAGAGUAAGAGCCGAAUCUACGCUUACGUGGUGAGCAAAGACAUGACUUUGACGAAAUACGAUGUCACCGAUUUCAAUUCGAGACCCAAGAAACUGAGGUACGUUAAAGGUGGACGUCGUUACACUCCGGUGGGAAACUCUGAAUACGACAAUACAACCGAAGGUCAUUACGAUGAAAUUUUAGCAAUCGCAGCGUCUCCUGAUGGGAAUUACGUGGUCACUGGCGGGAGAGACCGUAAGCUGAUUGUUUGGAGCACAGAGUCCUUGGCCCCCGUCAAGGUAUUGCCCACUAAGGAUCGUCGAGGUGAAGUGCUUGGGCUCGCUUUUAGGAAAAAUACUGAUCAGCUAUAUGCAUCAUGCGCCGAUUAUAAAAUCCGCACUUUCUCCAUUAACCAAUUUUCACAACUUGAAAUUCUGUAUGGUCAUCAGGAUGUUGUGGUUGACAUAUCAGCGCUCAGUGCUGAGCGCUGCGUUACAGUCGGUUCUAGAGAUCGCACAGCCAUGCUUUGGAAGAUUGCCGAUGAAACAAGGCUGACUUUCAGAGGUGGAGAUGAUCCCGAAAGGUUGCGUAAAAAAUGGUUGAAAAAUCAGGCUGCAGAAGAAGCGAACGGAGAACUCGAUCAGACUUACGAGGUUUCUGAAGCCCCGAUGUUUUAUGGGGAAGGGAGCAUUGAUUGUGUUUCGAUGAUAGACGAUUCACAUUUUGUGACUGGCUCUGACAACGGAAACAUAGCUCUGUGGUCUAUGAGCAAGAAAAAGCCUUUGUUCACGCAAAGAAUUGCCCACGGAAUAAUUCCCUUACCUGAAUGUCAGACAAUAUCAGCGGAGCGCGACCAAAGUAUGUGUGAAACUCAGCUUCAGGAGAAAGCGUUGACAAGACCUUACUGGAUAACGGCGUUGCAUGCCAUACCUUACUCCAACGUAUUUGUCUCUGGUUCAUGGAACGGCGUUUUGAAGGUAUGGAAAAUAGCUCCUACAAUGAGAGAGUUUGAAUUGUUGGGCGAAUUAGCAAGGUGCCAAGGCGUAGUUACGAAAAUUCAAGUCGUUGAAAGUGGCAAGCAUGGCCGCGAGACCCUAAGAGUCUUGGCCAGCGUUGCAAAAGAGCAUAGACUGGGUAGAUGGAUUCAUCACAUUUCGGGCGCCCGCAACGGUCUAUAUUCUGCGGUAAUUGAACAAACCGAUUUUUGA